AUGGUCGAAAUCACCGAAAUCGAAAUCGACAUUGACGCUAUCUUUACACCUCACUCGUCCAACGGAAUCAAUACCCCAGUCCUCGGACCCGCCCACCGUGGCAAGAAGAAGGAGAUCUCCUUCGAAGAGCAACUCGAUUUCCUUCUACUCACCAGCAAGUUGACGGUUCGCGAAGUCUCAAACAUGACUUCGCCGCGUGUGGCCGAGGCUAGGAUCUCGAAGCUUGUUCAGACGGCUAUUACCAUAGUCGCUGAUGAGCACAAGUUGCCGAGACAAGAGAUCAAGUAUGCCUACGAUGUCACGCAGCAGGACAAUGGGGUUUUCUUGAGGCGGGCUGCGGAGACUUCGAUGAACGGGAUUUAUAGAGAUGCUAUGGCUGCUGCUCCAGCUCACGGAGAUGCUGAGGGUGGUGAUCAGGAGGCGGUCGAUGGUGAAGGAUCUGAGUAG
Molecule: messenger RNA, 447 nt
Organism: Cercospora beticola
Lineage: Eukaryota; Fungi; Ascomycota; Dothideomycetes; Mycosphaerellales; Mycosphaerellaceae
Source: RefSeq, a predicted model, not a curated record